CCGCCCCCCGGCCGCGGCCCGAGUCCGCGGGAGGAAGAUGGCGGCGCUCAUUCCUCUCAGCCAGCAGCUUUCCACUGGGAAUCCAUUGUAUGAGACAUACUACAAACAAGUAGAUCCCACAUACACAGGGAGAGUUGGGGCUAGUGAAGCAGCUCUAUUUCUUAAAAAGUCAGGUCUCUCGGACAUCAUCCUUGGGAAAAUAUGGGAUUUGGCUGACCCAGAGGGUAAAGGAUACUUGGAUAAACAGGGUUUCUUUGUUGCGUUGCGACUCGUAGCAUGUGCACAGAAUGGCCAUGAUGUUACCUUGAGCAAUCUAACUUUGACUGUGCCACUUCCUAAAUUUCAUGAAAGUGGUAGCCCCUUAUUGAUCACUCCUCCUUCAACAGAAAGUCACUGGGCUGUUAGGGUGGAAGAAAAAGCAAAGUUUGAUGGUAUUUUUGAAAGCCUUUUGCCAGUAAAUGGCUUACUUUCAGGAGACAAAGUAAAACCAGUACUGAUGAACUCAAAACUACCUCUUGAUAUCCUAGGAAGGGUCUGGGAUCUCAGUGAUAUUGAUAAAGAUGGACACCUGGAUAAAGAUGAAUUUGCUGUGGCAAUGCAUUUGGUUUAUAGAGCUCUUGAGAAAGAGCCAGUUCCUUCAGUAUUACCCCCAUCACUUAUUCCACCUUCCAAAAGAAAGAAGGCACCUGCUUUUCCUGGUGCAGUUCCUGUUCUCCCUGCAAGCCCUCCACCUAAAGACAGCCUUCGUUCUACUCCAUCACAUGGCAGUGUAAACAGCCUAAAUAGUACCGGGAGUUUGUCUCCCAAACACAGCAUCAAACAAGCACAGCCAUCUUUGAAUUGGGUGGUACCAAUGUCUGACAAAAUGCGAUAUGAUGAAAUCUUCUUAAAAACUGAUAUGGACAUGGAUGGUUAUGUGAGUGGUCAAGAAGUGAAGGAUAUUUUUAUGCACUCAGGACUUUCUCAGAAUCUCUUGGCACACAUAUGGGCCUUGGCAGACACAAGACAGAUGGGAAAGCUAAGCAAAGAUCAGUUUGCCUUAGCCAUGUAUCUCAUUCAACAGAAGGUCAGUAAAGGGAUUGAUCCUCCACAAGUGUUGUCCCCAGAUAUGAUCCCUCCUACAGAGAGGAGUACUCCCAUACAAGAUAGCUCAAGUUCUGUUGGGUCAGGAGAAUUUACAGGAGUAAAAGAACUUGAUGAUAUUAGUCAAGAGAUAGCACAGCUACAAAGAGAAAAAUAUUCACUAGAGCAGGAUAUUAGAGAAAAGGAGGAAUCAAUUAGACAGAAAACCUGUGAAGUUCAGGAACUGCAAAAUGAUUUAGAUAGAGAAACAAGUAAUUUGCAAGAGUUAGAAGCUCAGAAACAAGAUGCUCAAGAUCGCCUGGAUGAAAUGGACCAGCAGAAAGCCAAACUGAAAGAUAUGCUAAAUGAUGUGAAGCAGAAGUGCCAAGAAGAAACGCAAAUGAUUUCAUCACUGAAAAUGCAGAUUCAGUCUCAGGAAUCAGAUUUAAAAUCACAGGAAGAUGAUCUAAAUAGAGCAAAAACAGAGUUGAAUCGCCUCCAGCAAGAAGAAACACAGCUAGAGCAGAGCAUCCAGGCAGGAAAAGUUCAACUUGAAACAAUAAUUAAAUCUUUGAAGUCAACACAAGAAGAAAUCAAUCAGGCAAGAAGUAAGCUUUCUCAACUUCAAGAGAGUCACCAAGAAGUCAAUAAAAGUAUCGAACAAUAUAAUGAAGCUCUGAAUGGGAUUCAUGGUGGAAGCAUGACAAAUUUAGCAGACAUAAAUGAAGGAAUUGCACAGAGAGAAAGAGGCAGUUUUGGAGCUAUGGAUGAUCCAUUCAAAAAUAAAGCCUUGUUGUUCAGUAAUAACACACAAGAAUUGCAUUCAGAUCCAUUCCAGUCAGAAGAUCCUUUCAGAUCUGAUCCAUUUAAAGGAGCUGACCCUUUCAAAGACAGUGAUCCAUUUCAUAAUGAUCCUUUUGCAGAACAGCCACCUGCUUCAGCAGAUCCAUUUGGAGAGGAUCCAUUUAAGGAAAGUGACCCAUUUCGUAGUUCAGCCCCUGAUGAUUUUUUUAAGAAACAGGUGAAGAGUGAUCCAUUUACAUCUGAUCCGUUCACAAAACAUCCCACAACGCUCUCGAAGCCUGAUCCUUUUGAAAGCAGUGAUCCUUUUACAUCUUCAGGUAUCUCUUCAAAACGCCCAGAUCCUUUUGGAACGUUAGACCCAUUUGGAAGUGGUGCCUUUAAUAGUAAUGAUGGUUUUGCAGAUUUUAGCCAGAUGUCAAAGCCUACAGCUUCAGACCCUUUCACCUCCUCUUUUGGAGGGAUGGGAUUCUCAGAUGACCCUUUUAAAAGUAAGCCAGACACUCCCGCUCUACCACCGAAGAAAAAUGUUCCUCCACGGCCCAAGCCACCUAGUGACUACCUCAAUGUGCUGUUACCCCAAGGGUGGACCUUUGACUUGACUGGGGAGAGAAACACAGACCAACAAGACAAGUGGCAAGCAUUAAGACAGAAAACACAAUACAGGAAGAGGUGAUCUCAUUGCCAUCCUCAGUGCUGUAUUUUUUCUUUUGGUUAGUUUUCAUGGGGUACAUGCUAUUGACCAGAAUGUCUGUUUACUCUUUCUUUUUUUUAGAAAUGUCUGAAUUAACUAAUUCCAAAUGUAAAGGGGCUAUGUAAAAGGAAUGAGUCAAAUAGAUAAUACUGAUGAGGUAUAUUUAGUGUUUCUUUCAUGUGGUUUCUUUCUGUACUUUUCUUGCUUAAACUUGAUGAAUUCUAGCAAAUAUAUCAUAAUACAUAAGUAACUUCUUACGCAUCUGUGUCCCCGUUUAUGGGAGAGGAGGUUUUGAGGAGCCAGGUGUGCUCAUAAAAUAGACAAUGGAGGAAAUAUAGUUGCUCUUUUAAAAAGCAAAUGAGCCUCGGGUGCUGAUGUGCAGUUGUACUCCUCCCUUCCUUCCACACUAUAGCAAUCAUCAGUGGUUACUUAAAACUUGAAAAAAAUUACAUAGUAGUAUUCUGUGAUGCUUGUGAGAGAUACAAAUGAGUGUUAGUGAUGGAAACCCUGUUCAAAAAGCAAAUAACAGAAGAGAAACUUCCGUUGUUUCUUACCUUGCUCGUUAGUCCAUUUAAUUAAAAAACAAGUAUGUGGUAAACAUCUUUCAAAGAGAACAGAUGCCUGAUCAGAUGCAUCCAAAACUUGCCCUUUUUACUGCCAGUUUACUCUCUUCCUUUGUAAUGUAGCUGACAAGAAAAUAUGGAAUUGUUUUAGUGUAUCUUUUAUCCUUUCAUAAGUGAGGGGAAAUAAAUCGCUAACAAAAGAAAUCUUUCAAUUAAAGACUGCCAUGAAGAUUCUAACCCCUUGAUCUAAGCUGAUUUCUGUAAAAUGACUGGCUUGUCCCAGAUUCAAGUCUGCAGGCAUGGGAAGAUGUGCUUUUUUCAUGAUACUCCUGCAAAGAUGUGCACUGGAAUGAGGACUCAUCCUAGUGGAGGGUAGACAUGAUAUCACCAUUGCCUUCCUUCAUGACUCUCUCUGAAGAGUCUUGGAUUUUGUUUUGUGGAGCAAAUUCAGGAAAGACCCUGAAUGAAUGCAGAGGAAGUGCUGCUUAGUAUUUGUCUGUAAUGAGUAGGUAAAAAGGGUGUUCAUUAGGAUCUUAGGAAAGUAGGGCUGAUAAUCUAAGUCAUGUAGUCCAGCCCUCUGCUCAAGUCAGGAUCAUCCCUGUCUAAGCCAUCCCAGCCAAGCGUCUGUCCAACCUGCUCUUAGAAAAUUUCAAGGAUGGAGAUUCUUCCACUUCUCUAGUUAGGCUGUUCCAGUGUUUGAUCUUGUUCAUUGUCAGAAAGUUCCUCCUGACCGCAAACCUAAAUUUCCUCUGCUGAAGCUUGAGUCCCUUGCUUGUAGUUCUCUCCCAUAUGGCCACAGAGAAAAGCCCAGCUCCAUCCUCUCUGUAAUCACCCUUCAGGUACUUGAAGACUGUUAUCAAAUCCUAUCUCUUCCCCCCCCCCCCCCCCUCCUCCAUUUUCUCUUCUCCAGACUAAGUAACUUUAACUCUUUCAGCCUUUCCUCUUAAGUUGUGCUUUCCAUUAAUUUUGUAUUGCUCUCCACCGGACUCUUUCUAAGCUGUUUACAUCCUUCAUGAAGUGUGGAGCCCAAAACUGGACAAAAUACUCCAGGUGAGACAUCACCCGUGCUGAAUUGAGUGGAAGAAUCACUCCCCUGAUUUGCAAGUAACACUCCUGUUGUUACAACCCGCUAUGCCAUUGCCUUUUUUUGUUGUUGCAAUGAGAGCAUACUGUUGUCCUAUUCAGUUUGUGGUCUACUGUAACCCCUAGGUCCUUCUAUACAGUAGUGUAGCCCAGCCAGUCAUUCCCCAGUGUGUGGGGGGGUAAUGUACAUGGAAUUAUUCCAUCCCAAGUGCCAGGCUUUGCACUUGUCCAUAUUGAACUUUAUCUGGUUGAUUGCAGAACAUUUUUCCAGUAUAUCCAGGUCAUUCUGGAUCCUAGCCCUGCCUUCUAGACUAUCUGCAACUCCACCCAACCUGGUGUCAUCUGCAGACUUACUAAGCGUGCACUUAAUGCCAUCAUCCAAAUCAUUAAGACAUGGAACAAUCCUGGACCCAAGACAGAACGUUGGGAACACCCACUUGAUGCCUCCUCCCUACUAGACACGGAGCUACUAAUGACUGUAUAUUGAGCAUGAUGAGCCACCCAGUUAUGUAUCCACCUUCUAGUCUUUUCUUAGCUAGUCCCAGAUUCUCAUGAGUAAAAUGCUUAAAUCCAGUUUUAGAAAAAGAUGCAUGCCCUAUAUAUGCAGGAGGUAUGACCUAAGCCUCGAUCACAAUGGUCCUUUCUGCCCUUAGAAUUCCUUAUAACAACUUUUUGUGCCUGGACUGGCUGGUUGGUUCAGAAUCUUGAAUGAUGCAUUGUGCCUCCCCCCUUCAUCUCACUUCUGAUUAACCUAUUGUUGCAAGCUUACAUUCAGACAGGGCACUUUAGAUAUCUCUGGACAGUGCCAGCGUAUGGACUUGCUAGCUCUCUUGCUGGAGUCUCGAUAAUGUAAAGCAGCCCUAGACAGAGAUGCACAAACUAGCUCUGCACACAGUAGCUCCAGAACUGGAAAUAGUGUAGCUGCAUUAUUCACCUCAGCCCAGUGCAGCAUGACACACUGCCUCUCAGAUAUUGUGCCCAAGCUUAACAUCUCUCAUUACAAUGUGCAAAUGUGUGUCUGUAGUCAAGACUGUGCUCAUUGUUAUGUGAUAGAUAAUAAAUUACUGUGAUACUUUUGGAAAUUUGGAAAUUACCAUGAUGCCUUUUGAGAGCAGUCUGAAUUAUACUGUAAUGUUAUAUUUUGUAAUUUACACAUGCACUUAAUUUUUUAAUCUCCUGCUGUAAGUAGCUCUUUGUAGCUUUCAAUAUUAAUGAACUUUAAGGUUUUGCGUAUGUCUUACACUAGUAAUUAGGUUCUGUAGAGCUUGUGUGUACUUAAAGGUGGGGAGGGAGAUGAUGAUCCACUGAAACCUGUCAGUUAAAAUCUGCAGUUCGAAGGUUCUCACACAUUAAGAAUGACAUGUUUUCUGCAAUAAGCUGCAGAUUGAAAUCAGUCAGAGUUCACCGCUAACUAGUUUCUAGGUAAAAGUUGUUGAUUGCAAAAAAGAGAGAAACAGAUUUUUUUUUAAAGUACAGGAAGUUGCUGUGUGGGUGUCAGUGAUUGGACUAUAAGUAAAACUCAGUACUCUAGUGCUUUGAUCGUGGGACCUGCUGCAUUUGCCCCACCCUUACCCACUUCCUUUAAAUGCAGCACCAUGCAUUCCACAUUGCGGUUUUAACAGUACUGCUAACCAGUGAUAUUAGUGGAAGAACCUUCACCACUAACCAGUGUGUAACCUUCAACCUCUUCUGAAAUUUUAUUGCUCAUUUGUAGCGGUUUUGACCUUUUUAACCUUGACAGAAUAUAAAAAUCCUAAACUUUUGAAACAAAGAUAUAAUUUCCUACUCAGAAAUGGUCUUCAGCUGUUUGUAAAUAGUAGAUGUGUCCUGCAGUUUCAGUUAACACUUUGAUAAUUUUGCCAAGUUUCUGAUUGUAGCUUACUCACAUUGGUAAAUGUAAUAUUGGAAUUAAAUGCCGUGUCUCUGACUAUUCUAGUCAUAUCUGCUAAUCACUGAUUUCUACAGUGCUACUGUCCUUAUUUUUAAUAUGCAGCAAUUUUAUGUGUUUCAUUGGAACAGGAACAAAGUAAUAAUUUGUUGGAAAAUAAUCAGAAAAUGUUUUUAAAUAAAUGUGUUAAGCGUAUUUGAUAUUAAUUAUUAAUUGCUUGACUGCUAUUAAAAUCUGGAGGUAUAUUUAAAUGAGGACAUUUUGGUAUUCUGAGCUGGUUGAUGCAGUGCAUUUUACAUUUAUAUGAUGCACAUCUGUAAUUUUAGAUUUUGCCAAACAUAUUCAGAGAAAUCUAGCUAAUGCUUUAGUGCGUUUUGCCAUUUAAUACCUAUAGCUCAUGUCUAUCAUGGAAACCAACUUUAUAAAUUGGCAUCUCAGAGGUUAGUGGUUAACGCCUCUGCUUUGAGUUAAGGACUUCAAUUCCGUUCCCACGUUGUUUUUAUAAUUGGUCAUAUUUUUCACUUGUCAAAAUAUCACAAGAAAUCUUAAGACAGAUAGCCAUAACUUCACCAGCCUUCCUUAAAUCUAGCAUGACCCAGAACCUUCUGCAGAAUGAGCUUGCAGGCAGCCCCACUUACAGUAAGAGCAUUCAGUGCAAUUAGUUAGGUCUGCACUGAGCCAUUUCUUGUGGAUUAGAAGCUAUGCUAAUUAUUGUAUUUACAACAGAUUGAUCCGUAUGGAGCAUUUUGAUAUUUUGUCAGAACGGAAAUGUUAAAUAGAUCUUACCCUUUUAAAUCUCUAAAAUUCUAAUUGUUUAAGAGUUUUCUCUUACUGACAGUAAAGUCAAUGAGGGCUGCCUGCAUCAGGCCCUGUGUGACCUUUUCCUCACCUCCCCAGUUGGCAGAUAAAUGCAGAUGGUAUCAGAAGUGUGUGAUGUGUAAAAAAAGGAAAAAAAAAGGUUGAGACUUUCAAAUUAAACUUAAACAAUAUUUUUAUCAGAUGAAUCUGCAAAAUCUUAAAUUCUUAUGCGGUAAUCCACCGUAUGCAGAAAUGCUCUGGUUCUGGAUUAGUGGGGCUUUUUUUAUCCAUCAGUUUCCCACUAGUAAAGAUGCGGGAACAGGUAACUGACCAGGGACUUGGAGAUUAGCUGUCUCUCUUAUGGUUCAGUUCCCUGGCUUCACGGCCCUAGAGAAGUUAAAAUAGAGGCAUUUGUCCUCUAGCCUGCUUCCAGGUAUGAACACAUAUAAGAAGAAAUAUCAGGGCAGAUUGACUUUAAAGAUAUAGUGUAAAUAGAUUAAUUAGAUAGAAGUAUAUUACUAUUCAGGUGCGAAUAUGUCAGGGUCAUCUAGAUCCUGUUUACUCUCUUCUUUAUUUGCAGCUUCCAAAUAUAUCUAUUUUUCAUGUAUCACUUCUCUAAGUUUAAGCUAUUUUAUGGUUUGCAUAUUUACAUUUGCUGAAUUCUUUUUAGAUCUGUGCAAAUAGCACAGAAGUCAGCAUAGAAAGGGACAAGAAUGUCGGAUCAUCUCUGUGUCUUGUGUUUGCUUGUUCUCUGUUUCUCUGAACUGCAUGGAAUCAGGACAUUAUUGAUUUUGUUCAAUUUCUUGGUAAAGUACUUUAAAUCAAGCUUCAAUGCUGUAUAUUCAUACAAGGAUUAGACAGUAUUCUUUAAAUACUAGGAAUAUUUUAAAUUUAAAACCAUACCUGAAUUCAUAUUGCAGUUUUAUAACCUAUACUAAAUUAUUUGUAGUGUGUACCAUAUGCAGUAUCAGUGAGGUUUUGUGAAAAUAUAAGCAAGCACGUAAUUCUGCGUUAUGAUUUUUUUCAUAUUUAUAUAACAACAGAACAGUAAUUAAAAUAAUCGGGCCAUGUGGUAAAAAUAAAGACUUUUACACUGAGCAAACUGAUUAACAAUUUCUGAUUAAGCUACAGGAGUUACUUCUUUGAGAGGCAGGGAGAAUAUCAAUAGUGUAUUGCUUAAUUAUAUAUUUGACUAAAAAAUGUGGAAGAGGGAUGUUUCCACGUAGGUAUCCUGGUUCUGCAGUGUGUUGGACCAGAAACCAGGCAUACUCAUUGUAGUACGAGUUCCUUCCUGUUCGUGGUCGUGAAGAUGGGUGUCUCAGGGUAUAGAUGCUUAGUGCAAGUACCUACCUAAUCAUUUUUUUCCUUUUCCUGAGCUCUGAACGAGGAAGGCUCAGCACCAGAGCUUGGGACUAAUGGGAAGACAUCUGUUCGUGACUUCCCGAAGACCCAAGAGUUGCAUUAGAAUACAGGCAUCCCUUGUUGCGAAGGAUAAAUGACUCAUGGGUGGAGCACCUAGCCCAGCCCCAAACUAAAAAUUCCAUUCAUGUUUUGAUUGCUGUUAUGCUGAUCUCUCACACUGAAGGUGACAUUUCAGAAGUCAGACAUUCAGUGAUGAAUCAGAUUGCUUAGAAGGCAAUUCCUAUUCACCUUUUUCCUCAUUAAAACACAUUGAAAUAGAAGAAGAAACUGCUUGUAUUUAUGGUGGUAUAAUUGGUGCCAUUUUGACAUUUGUUCAAAAGUUCAUAAUUUUCUGAAAAUUUCAUUUUUUCCAGCUAAAGCUUUUCAGACUUGAUAUCUAUCCAAAUGUGAGUGUCUUUAGGAAAGAUUAAGCAAAAAGUGCUCAGCCAUUUUUUUUUAGUACAAGAGUGGGGAAAAUAUAAUUGUCUUCAUUGCAAAAAAAUCUUAUGACCUUUUGCAAAUAGCUCUACCAAUAUUUACAGUUGGAAUAGAAAUAGUCCUUGCUGAGAAGAAAUGCCUAAGAGAACUAGUUGUGAUUUUACUAAAUUACAAGUAGAACUGCUUUUUCUAUAAGUCUGUAAAGUAGAUUGCUAAGGAAAGAUGCAUUCUGAAUCUAGAAGACAGACUGAUAACUGAACUGCACAGUGAAAAACGUACAAGAUGAUAAAGUGGUGUGCUGUGAGCUUACAUCCUCUGCAGUCCCCGAGGUUUGCAGGAGUAGGGUUUACUUUCACAUAGCUGAAGUACCAGGUGCAGGAACCUGGUAUUGCCUAUCCAUAUAUUGACCAAAUUAUGGUCAACACACUACCAUCAUUUUUUCUUGAAAGCCAGAAGUCUGAAGUCACGUAUAGCUGAAUUUCUGCUUCUUUUCUUUUUUAUUUACCUGCCUGUUAUAUAUUUCCUAGCCAUAAACGUUCCCUGCAAACAACUGCUUUAAGAACAUCUAAGGUUGGACAGACCAGCACAUAAAGAUGUCUGUAUUAAAGUUUUAAAGUUGAGAGAGGUAACCACCUCUCUAAACAGCCAUGUUAGUCAGAAAUCAGUCAGAAGGGAAGGUAAAUGUGCACCUUUGUAGACUAACUAACUAAAAUAUAUGUCGAGGGAGAGUACACAGGUUUUCAUGACUGUUUAAUCUUUGCUCUCAUGUGUACUUGUAACAGCAGUCUUUAUGUAACCGCAUGCUGCAUUUCUCUUAUAAUAUACUACAAUAUCAUGCUGCCUCCCCAGUGACUGUUCUGGUCAUCCUAUAAACAGGUAAUACAGUAGUAGAAAAGAUUUAAAAAAUAAUAAUAAAACAAAACACAUCUUCAUUGUAAAUUCAUUGCUGUUCUGUGCCACUCCUACUUUAGGUAGCCAUAUUCCAGCACAGCACCCUACACGAAUACCUUCUGUAUAAACUACUGAGAAUAAAUGUGUUACUUGCUCUUCAGUGUUUUCUUUAAACAGACACCCAGAUCUCUUGUUCUAAACCUAUUCCUGGGGUAUGAAAUUAGAUAAACGCUUAGUAUGGGUGGAGUUCAUUACAAAUUAACAGCAUUUGCUGUGGUAAACCAUUUUGUUCAUCAUCUUUUUGCUGAAGUGAGUCCUCGGUGUGGUUUGUGUACACCACUUCGGUAACUGCUGAAACUGCUGUGGUUUCAGAACAGGACCUGUUUUGCUUUAUCUAAAACUUUUGUUCCUGAAACUAUUAGCAAAAAGAACUGAAAUGAGAGAGGACUGCAAAUAUCUAUCUGAAUUUCCCUGCUUCCAAACGUGGAAAUGUUUUAAGGUGUAAAAUUUCAUUGUAAACCUGCAAAUUUUCAGUCUCCAAGGAAUGAAAGCUGAAACUGAUUUGGUUCCCUAAUUAUUAAUGAGCUAAUUAGUUUUACUGCUGGGUAAUCAGUGUCCUUUAAUUUUGCUGGCAGUUGUAGGGGAGUGUUAGGUUAAAGAACUUGCUUCUCAUGCCAUUUCAAGUCCCUGUAAUUUAAAAAAUGCACAUCCAAAGAUUCAUCUCUAGAGGCAAAAACAUUACUUCAGUAGGGGGUUGCUGUAGGUGCAAGUCAGUGAAGAAUUUAGUACACAGUGUCCAGUAGAAUACAGUAUUGCCAAGGAGAGGACUGAGGUGCCCAGAUGACUGAAUUGUAGCCAAUAAACUAGUAAAUUGUUUGAGACUUAACCAAGAAAGUAUGUUGGCCUUCAGACCCAAAUAGUAUUAGCUUGUGAGCCCCUGAGUAGUGUUCAGCUAAUUAUGGUGUUUUCUUGUGCAAGAAGGGCCUCUGCUGUGGCUCCCAUAAUCUGUGAUGGUCACUGACAUUGGCCCAUCUAAGGCAGGCAUAGCUCAUAAAAAAGGACUUUGCCUAGUAGAAAUGGGCCUUCUCCAGUUUAGCUUCAAAAUAAAUACCAAAUUAAAACCUUCUUAACAUCUGAUUUUAGAAUAUAAAAGCUGAACAUAAAAUGAAAUUUGAAGACUUAGAAGUUAACACUACUUUUACAGUAUUCACUGUGACAUUUCCUUUGCAGCAAAUUUGUGUUUUUUUGUGUUGUUUUCUGAAGGUGAAGCAUCAGAAACCCCAGUGCUCUUUGCACAUGCUCUAAAACCACCAGGGGCUUCAUGCAAAACAUUAAAACAGGCAACCUAGGGGAAAAAAAAGAUUGCUGAGCAAAUAAGUUGCAAGACCUGGGUUCUCAUUAACAGUCACUGAUUCCACACAGUGGUUUCAGCAACUGAAAAUCUAACAAUUUAAGACAGCUUAAAACAGAACAACUUCCCUCUUUACAAAUCUGCCCGGUGGUGAGCUUUGGUGCUAGAAACUAUAGGGCCAAGUUCUGUUCUUUGACAUUAGUGGAGCUUACGAGUCUAACCAAGAUGACAGUUUGGUCGACUAAUACACAGUAGGUGUAGUUAGAGAGCAAUUUUUAAAAUAUAUUUAAGAGGAAUUGUUCAAGACAGCCCAGUUAUAAAAUUAAGAAUAGAGAUAUUCCAAUUUUAUUCAUAAUCAAAAUACUUAAUUAAAAAAAAAUUAAUUGUGUGGUAAGUACUCAGAGUUGUUGGUUGUAGCCGUGUUGGAGAUAGGCAGGCUUUGGGUAGAUGUGAUAUCUUUUAUUAGACCAACUAAAUAGUUGGAGAAAAGUUCUUUGCAAGGUUUUGGGCACAAACACCCUUCCUCGGGCAUAGGGAGACUCUAGUCUGCAUUUGUCUGUAAAACCUGGACUGUUAGGUGGGGGUUGGUUAUUAGGCAUUGCUACUUGUUUUGGUUUUUUUAUUUCUUUACAGUAAUGCUUCAUAUGUUGAGAGCUCUGUAUCUUUUAACAAAUUGACUGAGGUGGAUAUGAGAGAUUGAAACUUGCCAGGGCUAAGAAUUGCAUGUAUUAUGUAGCACUCUGUUUUCACAAUAUAAGCAAUAUGGUGGUAAUAAGGGGUCAGAAAGUAACCUCAAGACUGCAUGAAAGAUGUUGCAUACUAUAAGUUAAAGCAAAUUCUGCUAUUUCCUGUGUAUUUUAUAUCAUUUACUUCCAAAAAAGGACAAACAACUGGUCUAACAUCUCUUGUUACAUUGAUGUAUAUAAUUGUGAUUCACUGCUAAUUGUGCUAACCUGAAGUGCAACAUAAGGCAUGUAUAGAAAUUACCGCAGAUACACUUCCUCAAGUAAGGCAGAACAUGCAACUCCAUUCAUUGGUGCGUAAUUGGAGAUAACGGCAGGAGAUUUGUGUUCCUUUUUUAAUGUCAGCUUGGACUUGCUGAGAAGUGAUUGUACAUAGUUUUCAAAUACAGGUGAGCAGUUUAUUUGAUUUGUAGUUAAGUAGUGGAUAUUACUCCAUUCAGUGAAGAGAUUGUCAUUGUUCAACACAGCCAAACAUUGGUAUUUUUCCCAGCCUAAAAGAGAGAGACAAACCAUUUAAAUGAACGCAUUUCCCUUCAUGUGCAUAUACAUCAGUAAUAGCCUCCCAUCACCGUCAAUGACUUUUUUGUAGUCUCUGCUUUUGCAUAAAGGUGUUUGUAACAUUUUUUCUUGCUUUCACAUAUCUCAACUGACUUUCUGACCAUUUGAAUGUAUUGUAAGCUGCAUAGAGCAGGGGAAUAUGCUAUUUGAAAAGAUUUGGUGAUUUCUGAAAUAAAUUAACACUGAAGUGCAUUAUUUAAAAAAACUGCAGAAAAAAAACUGCAGAAACUUCCUCAGCCUGACGAAAGGUUUUUAAACCCAAAAGCUUGCUUAAAAUGUUUUUUUUUUUUUCCAUCUACUUAAGUUGGUCUAAUAAAAGAUAUCAGAUUCA
Messenger RNA from Alligator mississippiensis (American alligator), 12602 nucleotides. RefSeq names its product epidermal growth factor receptor pathway substrate 15 like 1 (gene EPS15L1). NCBI's taxonomy places the organism in Eukaryota, Metazoa, Chordata, Crocodylia, Alligatoridae. The record is from RefSeq and is a predicted model, not a curated record. Gene Ontology annotation, molecular function: cadherin binding; calcium ion binding. Gene Ontology annotation, cellular component: clathrin coat of coated pit; cytoplasm; plasma membrane. The coding region runs from base 38 to 2539 and encodes 833 amino acids. The transcript is spliced from 23 exons. Gene Ontology annotation, biological process: endocytosis; endosomal transport.